AUGGCUGCCCCCAGCGAUGCUCGAAGGUGGCAGCUGCUUUUGCUGCUGCUCGCAGGCCUCACGCAUAAAUCUUCAGAGUUUGUGGUAGAAUUCAACGGAACAGCUUGCAUAAUGGCCAGCUUCUCAGCUACCUUCUUCAUAAACUAUGAGACCAAGAGUGGUUUUAAGAAUGCGACCCUUGACCUGCCACCUAACGCGACAGUACUGAAUAGCAGCUUCUGUGGUAAAGAGAAUGCUUCUGAGUCGCGUCUUGCCAUUGCUUUCGGAAGCGGACAUACACUGACACUACAAUUUACAAAGAAUGCCACACGUUACAGUGUUCAGACGCUAAGUUUUGCUUAUAACAUGUCAGACACAAAAGCCUUCCCCAGUGCAAGCUCCACAGGAAUCCAGACUGUGAACUCCACCAGUGACAUCGUGGCAGACCUAGAUAAAAAAUACAGGUGUGUGAGCCACACCCAGAUACACAUGAGCAACGUGACGGUCACUCUUCACAAUGCCACCAUCCAGGCCUUCCUGUCUCACGGUAACUUCAGCAAGGAAGAGACACACUGUAAGCAAGACUACAUCUCCCCAACAACAGCAGCCCCAAGUCCAAAGCCUACAACUCCUUCGCCUUCUCCAGUACCAGAAAACCCCUCGGUGUCUAAUUACAACGUGAGUGGCAGCAACGGAACCUGCCUGCUUGCAAGGAUGGCGGUGCAGCUGAACAUGACGUACGAGAAGAGUGACAACGCGACCGUGACGAGGGUGCUCAACAUCAACCCGAACAAGACCAGUGCCAGUGGGAGCUGCUCCUCUCGUCUGGUGACCCUGGAGCUGCGGGGUGAAGGCAUCAACCUGCUCCGCUUCACGUUCGGAAUGAAUGCCAGUGCUAGCCGGUUUUUCCUGAGAGGAAUCCAUGUAAAUACAACUCUGCCUGAUGCCAGAGAUCCCGUCUUUAAAGCUACCAACGAUUCCCUGAGAGCACUUCAGGCCACUAUUGGGAAUUCGUACAGGUGUAACGCUGAGGAAAACAUCCAAGUCACAAAGACAUUUUCAGUCAACGUCUUCAAUGUGUGGGUCCAGGCUUUCAAAGUGGAAGGCAAUGAAUUUGGAUCCGUGGAGGAAUGUCAGCUGGAUGAAAACAACAUGCUGAUCCCCAUCGCUGUAGGGGGCGCCCUUGCAGGCCUCGUCCUCAUUGUCCUCAUUGCUUAUCUCAUUGGCAGGAAGAGAAGUCACGCGGGGUAUCAGACAAUUUAG
Molecule: messenger RNA, 1242 nt
Organism: Chrysochloris asiatica (Cape golden mole)
Lineage: Eukaryota; Metazoa; Chordata; Mammalia; Afrosoricida; Chrysochloridae
Gene: LAMP1
Product: lysosomal-associated membrane protein 1
Exons: 9
Coding region: 1-1242 (413 amino acids)
Cellular component (GO): membrane
Source: RefSeq, a predicted model, not a curated record